Esox lucius (northern pike) is the source of this 2501-nucleotide messenger RNA. RefSeq names its product COMM domain containing 8 (gene commd8). Bases 287 to 871 code for a protein of 194 amino acids. NCBI's taxonomy places the organism in Eukaryota, Metazoa, Chordata, Actinopteri, Esociformes, Esocidae. The record is from RefSeq and is a predicted model, not a curated record. The transcript is spliced from 6 exons.
UGAAGCUUCGAAUGGCCGUUACUAUGUACCCAAUCCUUUUUAGUGUUCGGGCUCAAUGAGCCAGAUUGCCACGUUGUCGACUGCAUUGUUGCGUUUGGGGUUAUAGCUAAUAUAUAGUGUUUUCAUGAAAUGUUUAGCUUAACAGAGGGGUUAUCAAGUAAAUGUUCCCAUUCAAACCUCUCCAAAAGAUGAACAAUACACCAGCACGUUUACCAUGUGACCAUAUAGUCUAUCAGCUGAUUCCUGGGUUUUUUUUUUCACACGGAAGGCGGAACUAGAGGAAGAUAUGAACCAUAUACUGGCCAAGUUAUCUCCAGGAGAAUGCCCAAAACUGUUACACAGGGUGGUGGACGGUGUGUGUGGGCGGGAGCCCCCUCGGUUUGCAGACUACAGUGACACAUGGAGCCUUGUGGAGUGGAUGGAGCUCCUUGACUCCAUCUCCUCUCUGUUUCGGGUUGCAGUGGGUAAGAAUAUGCCAGACAAAGAGGUGCUGGCAGUGUUGGCAGACGUGGGCAGUGGGUGCGGGGAGACUGUGCUGACUGUCCUGAGGGCCAGACGGGAGGAAAUCCGUCAGGCGCUGGUGGAGAGGACAAAUAAUGUGUCCAGUUCCACCCUCCAGGAUUUUGACUGGCAGAUAAAGCUGGCAUUGUCUAGCGAUAAGAUCUCGUGUCUCCAGACCCCUCUAAUCAACCUCAGUUUGGAUGUGAAGGAGAACGGAGCCCUGAAGGCUGUAUCUUUCGAGAUGAACAGAGAGGAAUUACAAACACUCAUCAGCUCAUUGGAAGCUGCCAAUAAGGUGGAUAAUAGCUGGGGAUUUCUGGCAGUGUUUUUGGGUCUCAUUCACCUAAUGGUGGUACUACAGCUGAAGUGAUGGCAGCAAGACAUUCCACUGUGCCCUUUCAUCUUUAGCUCCUAUUUAGUAAACAAUAUAGUUGAGAUAUGAUUUAGGUUAUUUUUGGAAACAAUGGUCUACUCCAGAAACACAUCUUAGCCUUUUACCACUACACACUGAUUCCUUACACAUCCCCUUGAAUAGGUCCUCAAUUUUACACCCUUAAAUUGAAAUGCAUCAAAUUUGUGUAAGCAUGGGAUAGUGGGUGUUGCACCAUAUUCCUUUAAUUCAGUUUCUGUGAAAUCUAAGAGGGGUAGUGCACAUUUGAGGGAGAAGGUUGGGUAGUCAUACUACGGUCUGACAGAUUUCUAAGACAGCAGCCAGAAAUUGAACUGUGUUUUUUGUUACAUUUGUAUCCAUUCCAUGUAUAAUAAAUAUUUACAUUUGACAGUUAUUUGACCGUUUCUGCAAUGGAAUGAAUUUCUGAGCUGUAGGCUCUCAAAUAUUCAUAGGUGUUCUAUAUCUGUGGUCCCAAAGUCAGAAAUGGCUACAGCUUUUUGUCCAUCCUGAUCACUGUUAAUUUGCGAGGUUUAAAUAUUGGCAAGAUUAUCGCUAAUGACAAUGUUAAUUGUGUUAAUGUUAGACAGAAAGUGACAAUUUAUCUUCAAGAAGGGGUCUGACUUCGUCUGAAAUACAGUACCAGUCAGAAGUACCCAUUCUGGGUAAGUGUUUUACAUUCCACUGGUACUGUAUUUCAGACGAAGUCAGACCCCUUCUUGAAGAUAAAUUGUCACUUUCUGUCUUGAAUAUUUAACAUAGAGGCAUUACUAAUUGGGUUUAUAGUUGCCUCCAAAAUGAUUGGCACCCUUGAAAAAUAUGCUCUAGAAAAUAAAACAACACACUUAAUGAGUCACUGUCCUUUAUAAGUAUUGAGACAGCAAAGUUAAAAUGUCUGUUUUUGAUGUCAACUUAUGGUAUAUGAAAAUAUGAUUAAGAGAUGAAUCUGAGGCAAAAGUACAGAAUGUCAAUCUUUUAUUUCUCUGUUUUAACACAUUUUAUGAACUAAAUUACAACACUGUUUCAUCCCCCGAUUUUAUGUGAGCGUAAGUAUUGGGUGUUUCUAAUUGAUCUGGUAUUUCAUGUUGCUUAGAUCGUUCAAACAUAAAAGAGCUGUGAAUGUGAAGUGCAUUCUUUGCUUUUGCCUUUGGAGUCUGCGUUUGGUGUCAGUCGGCCUAAUCCAACAUGAAGACUACAGAGCUUUCUAUGAAAAACAACCCUAAAAUAAGUGUCAGUGAAAAACAGCCUCCAGAAUUUGUAAAAGACCUCGACAGCAAAAUUACAAGUACUACGCUGUAAGCCUCUGAUCAGCAUCACAAUCAGAAAAAAAUGUAUUACAAUUUAUUGAAAAGUACAGAGAUCAGGCAAUACAGAUUUGGAACAGAGUUUUAUGAACAGAUGAGACAAAGGUGAAUCUUAAAGUGAUGGGAAAACAAAAGUGCUGUUCUUGUGGAUUUGUGAUUACAUGCUUUUAUACUUCAUACAUUUGCUUUAAGUUAAAUUGUCCCAAUACUUACAAAAAAUGGAGGGAUGGACCUCUGAAUGUGCUGUUAUUUUUAGUUGGUAUAACAUAUAUGUUGAAACAGACAGAAAUAAAAGAUAACAGUCUAUA